AAAAAAAGAAGGAUACAUAUAUACUGCUUUAAAGCAGUAUUCAGUAUGAAUUCAUACUGAAGACAACAGGGAGUUGAUCAUAGAAACACAGUUUACAGUACAACAAACCUUUCUUCAGUAAAAUCAUGCACUGACAGUCUAUCUGGAAACAAUCAACUAUGUGAAUAAACUCACUAUGACUUGAGAUAUCAUCUCAGCGUGCAAUGGACGUACAGUGUAACGCAGUCAGACGUGGCGAAUAAAAAUUAAAAACAGAGAAAAAUUAACUACAUAAUCUAGUUAUUUAAUUAAAAAUACAUUAUGAAAUGACAAAAUCUAAGGUUACUUGAACGUACAAAUGACAGUGUGCGAUACAUUAAGUUUACAUGGUUGCGUUGCGGAUAAGAUCAACCUCACACAUCAGCACCGAACCAUGUAUGGGUAAGCCCUGCUACACAUCUCUUACAACCGUAAGCUAGCUUUGAUUAAACACUUUCCGAUAUAUUGAAAUCCUUUCGAAUAUAUCUUUGAACCUUUUCGUUUUAACUUUUAAUUUGGCGGUAUGGCACAUUUUAAUUAUAAAGAUGUUACGCAUAAAGACGUUGUUAAACUCCGUAUACCUGUGGUAUCAUUAAUAUCUUGCAUACUCAAGAUUCAACAACAAUUCUGUCCAAAACCACUUUGUGAUUAUGGAUCUCAAAUCUAGUCGGAACUAGAUUAGAAAUGAAAAGCAUAAAAUGGUUUGACUCAGAGUAAACCGUCUGUUAUUCAUUUUUGAAAGUUCUCAGUUAUAAACAGCAAAUUAUAUAUGUUGUAGAUCGUCAAAGUAGAUGAUCUAUAUCGAAUAAUAUGAAGCCUAUUUGGGUGAAACGGGAAUGGUGCAACAAACGAGCUAACGUCGAGGUCACACCUCGUGGUCAGCACCUUACAUGAACUACCCCAUCGACGUAUCAAGGUACCCUAGAUGCUUUGAUAACUGUACAACACAGAGAACGUUAUUGCAGAAAUAUCUUGAUUACAGUAGAUGCAAGCGAAAGCGAAACCAUUGCCGCAUGGGCCAAUCCAUGGUGUGUGAUUCACUGAUGUGCGUUGGUUGUUCUUGACUUUGAUGAGGAUCGAUGAUUUGUUCGAUAUUCAAUGACCCGAUUUCAGGAUGAAUUUGCUAGGGCUCAGGGGAAUUUCACUGGCCCUAAAAUCUGUGUAAUAAGAAACUCAUCUUUGUUAUGCUUUUAGAACACGGCUAAACCCUUUUGCGACUUGUAAUAUAGAUGUCCUGGAUAGUUAGAUACAUGGACAGAACAGUAAGAUCAGAAAUAAAUCUCAACUAGUAUACUCUGUGAUUAAAAAAUGGAAAGUGAUUAUGUUUUGGUGAUUCAUAAAAUGGUGCUGAAGAAUUUUUGCUCGUCGUUAAUAAGAAGAAUAUUGUAUGAACAAACUAUGUUACAAAGAGAAGGAAGAUGAAUGUCUGUGAUUAUCUGCUUUAUUCUUGGCAGUGAACUACAUGACCUUUCUCAUCUGAUAUUCCUGAAACCUGUUAAGAUAGGAGAACAUGUGAGUGCAUCCCAUCUCUGAACUACUUUCCAUGUUAUGCUCAGACAUUUGGACUACCAGCUGAUCAUGUUGAACAGUUUUUCUACUAUAGAUAAAUAAAACUCUGAAACAGAAUAAUUUGCUUGUCAAUAUUUUUGGGCAUUAGUGAUACUUUUGUAUUGCUGUCAAGUGGGUUGCAUCCAUUAGCUUUCCUGUUUCUAGCCCAUGAUUACCCAUAAGCGUAUGUAUCAUUAGCAACAUUAUUUUUUUAAACUAAACCACGAAACCGUAAAUACGGGUUCAUUUCCUAGCAGCAUUCACCCUCGUUCUAUCAAUAGAAGAAACCGUAAUUGUAAUGAGUAGGUCUGUAUUUAGAUGAACGGACAGAACAGCUGUAGUGCGACGUUACCUUUUUCAAACACAGAGUUUUUUCAACAUUAAACGUAAAAUAAUAAGAAGUAUAAUGUCUAUACGAAAUAAGGAAAUAAAUGAAUACUUGAGCUAUAAAGUUUUAACAUUACUAAGAUGUUUGUGGCCGACGUUUAGCUUGUCAACCUAAUUUUUCAGAAAAGCUAAUUAAAAACACCAUUCUUCUCUUCCUAAACAUUCAUAGAUAUUUGUUAACUACAACCACAGUUCAUGGUUCUUUUAAAACACUCACAGUUUGUAUGGUGUAUACAGUGACAAUUUCUCCACCAUCAAAAUAAGCAUUUUUAGUCAAAAUAUUUUCCAUGGUAUUGAAAUUGUCACUCGACAUUUAUCACCUUUAUUAUAUACCAUACUUUAACCAACUUUACAUCUAGUCAAAGCUAGUAUCUAUAAUCAUUCUUUAUCACUUAAUUAUUUCCGUAUUAACUAGAAAUCGUUUGAAUGUAAUCGAAAGUUAUCUCAAAAUAUAUAUUCACUUUCUUUUUUCCAAUCGUUUCCUGGAUCUUACAGUUCAGUUCAUUUUAGCCGUUUUCCAAAAGAUUUUGACAAAGUAGUAAAGAAUAUCUCAAAGUCUUUUCAAAAUAUUGAAAAUUAAAACACAUGAGAAAUAUGAAUGAUGAAUCAUGUUAACUAUUUCAAUUAAUCUGUCAAAUGAUUCAAAUUAUAAACUUCACCUAUUCAAACCGCAUUGUAACCACCUACCUACUAAACAGUAUCACGGUUGAUAAUCGCUAGAACCUUCAUUAUUGACAGUAUUAAAGUCACAUAACUGUACUUCAAAGAAUGUGCAUUCUAACAGAAAAGCUAAACUACAAUUUGAAUUGAAGAGUGAGAGAGAGUUUAAUAAAAAAAUGAAUAAGAAUGAAUUCACUACAAUUGAUACACAAUAUGCUAAUGAACAGGAACAUCAAGGUAUUUCAUCAAUAUUUGCAUCAAGAAAAAAUUUCAUGGAAUGGUUUCGAUCAUUCUUCGAUAGAUCUUUAGUAAUAUAUCAACUGUUUUACUUUUCAUAUUAUGCUGCAUUUGGUUCACUUUUCCCGCUUAUAUCAAUCUAUUUUAAACAACUUGGAUUGAAUGCUUUACAAUGUGGUAUUCUAAGUGGGACAAGAUCAUUAGUCGAGUGUUUUGCAGCACCAUUUUGGACUGCAUUAGCUGAUAAAUGGAAGAAAGGCAAGAUGUUUGUUUUAGUUAGUUUAUUCUUUGCCAUGGCAUUCACACUUGGAUUAGGAUUUGUACGUCCAACACCAGAAGGUUGUUUAGUAAGUUUACCAAGAUCAACAAGGUACAAUGCUACAGCGAGUGAUGAUGAAGAUGGUUUAAUUUUGAGUAUUAUUCAACCUUAUAAAGCAUCAAGAUAUGAUGAUGUUAAAUCUGUUGAUAUGGAUAGAGAUUUAGCGUUGAAAAUCCGUAAUCAAUUAGGACAAUCACCACUUUAUCUAAACACUAAACUAUUAGUAUCUCCACCAAAAAUGAAAGCGACACGUUGGGGUACAGGUGUUGGACAACAGACUGGUGAUCAAAAUCUUUAUGCAAGAACACAAGCCUAUCAUGAUCCUACCCAAUUUCCACCUGGAAGUCUUGUUAUGCCUCUUUAUUCCACAGUUGUUUAUGGUCAAACAAAAAUCAACCAAAUAUUCAUUGUAAUCCUAUUAUUGGUACUUUUUAGUGAAAUUAUGUCAUGUGCUGCUAUACCAAUUGUUGAUGCAGCAGUUUUACAACAAAGUGGAAUAGAUUUUUGUAAUAAUUACGAAAAACAACGUAUAUUCGGUUCGAUUGGUUGGGCAUUAUCAAUGUUUUUCAUUGGAUUAAUAUUAGAUCAUUCUACAAGUUUUCCUGACUAUCCAUGUUUACAUCCUGGUUAUCGUGAAAAAAAUUACAUGGUAUGCUUUGCAACAUAUUCAGUUUUUAUUGCAUUUGCUUUAUUCAUUGCAACACAAUUCACAUUUCAAUAUGAAGGUGAUUCAGAGAGUAUGUAUUUUAAAUUAGUGAAAGAUAAAAUGGCUAGAACAUUUUUGGGUAGAACAACGAAAAGUCGUUCAAAGUUAGUAAAUGAAGAUGAUGAAGAGGAUGUUGGUGCAAAAGAUUGGAAACCUGACCCAUUACUCCAUGAAAUAGAAACUGGAAAAGUUACUAGCAAAGAAAAAUCUAAACACAGUAAUGAAGAAAUCUUAGAACAACAACUUGGAAUCAAAAUUGUUCAAAAAAAUGAUGGAGUUAAGUUGAAAAGUCAAAAUACAAUGGAUUCACAACAAGAAGAAUUAGCUGCUGCAGCUCAAUUAAAAGUAACAAAUUGGUUUUAUGCAUUGAAACAAUUUCGUCAACCAAGUUUAUUGGCAUUCUUAUUCGUGAUAUGGUUUAUGGGUUUGGGUUUAGGUCAAGUAUUCACAUUUUUAUUUUGGCAUAUGCAAGAAUUAAAUGGUUCACCAACAUUAUUUGGUAUUGCAUCAAUUAUCAAUCAUGUAUCAGAGAUAUUAAUGUAUCAAUUUAGUAAACAAAUAAUUGAUAAAAUUGGUCAUAUAAAAGUUCUGUAUUUGGGAUUAGUUGGCAAUGUGGCAAGAUUUCUUUAUGUCUCUUGGAUCACAAAUCCAUGGUGGAUACUUCCAUUUGAACUUAUACAAGGUCUUACACAUGCUGGUGUAUGGGUAGCCUGUUGUUCAUAUAUUAUGCAAGCAUUCCAGCCGGAAUUUCGUUCAUCAACAUUAGGAUUUCUUCGUGCAAUACAUUAUGGUAUGGGACGUGGUCUAGGUGCCAUAUUUGGUGGACUUGUUAUAUCUAGUUAUGGAACUCCAACAAUGUUCAGGGCGUAUGGAGCAGCAUCCGCUUUAGUUCUUUUAGGAUUUCUUUUAUUGAACUAUUUUAUGCCGAUUCCAGCGGCCAGUGAAGAAUCAAAUGAAGAUGAUAAAAUGUAUGGACAAAUUUCAUCAGACGGACGUAGUUCGAAUACAGGACAAUUUGGUAAUGUAUUCCAAACAACUGAAGUAACUCAUGACUACUAUUUACAAAAUGAACAAAAAUCAAAUCAAUUCCAACGACAACAAUAACAACAAAUAGUUUAUUCAUCAUUUUGGAUCUAAUAACAUUGAAGAUAUAACUCAUUAUUGUUAAAUGUUAUAAGAUCUAUGAUUUUAUGGUUACUAGCAACAACAACAACAACAAACAUGGUAAUAGUUGGUUGUGAAUGUUAUUUCGAAUAUUUCCUUUUUCUCAAAUAAUACAUUACUUCUUUAGCGUUUUCUUAUACAAAAUUAAGUAAUUACAUACUGAAUUCUUUCUUCUUCUUAAAAACCUUCAGUUGAACAUUGAAAAAGAAAAAACAACUUCAUCAAACAUAAUCUUGAAUAAUUGUACUUUAUUUCCAUAUAAACAAUUUCUUAAAUCAUUUCAAAUUUAUUUAUUUAUGAAUAUAUUGACUUAUAACUUUGAUAUAAACUUCUUUAGUUUAUUUGAUUAAUCAUUUAUUGUUACAGUGAAUAAAUUCAUGUCAAGUAUAACAAUGACAAUGUAUAUUCAUUGAAUGGUUGUGAAUUAAUCCUUUCUCCUAUUACAGAUAUAUAUAUAUAUAUAUAUAUAUAUAUAUAUAUAUAUAUGUCAUUUCGCUUCUUCUACUUCUUCUUCUCCUUCUUGUUAUGCAUUUAAUCAUUAUACUUUCUAAUGCUUUGAAGAAGGAAGUACCAAAGUAUUUUAUUUCUCUAAAAACUGAUAACAAUAUUUUACUGCAAGCAAGUACUUACUUCAUUCAUAUUCUAAUUCAAUAUACUAAAUAUUUAUUUAUAUAAUACAUUUUUCAUGAUUAUCAGUAAUCUUUUACUCAAUCACAAAUAAGAAGAAUUUAAAGAUGUAAGUUUACUCAUCAUUCAAAUUGGCGCAUUUUUGAUCAACAAUGAAAACAACAACAAGUUGAUAGUAAUAAAUAGAAAUACAAAGUAAACUUAUAACAAAUUGAAUAUCUUGAACAGAUAAUUUUCUUUGUUAUAAGACUCGACUUUUAUACAGAUAAUCAUGACUAUUUCAAGUUGUGUUUCUAUUUUGAAAAUAAGUCGAAUACUUACAAUUUACAGAAAAAGGUUUAACAAAUAGUUGAAUAAUUAUAAUUUCAUCAUUUUCUUUUUUUUAUUUAUCAAAUUACGAUCAUGUUUAUCAUCAUUUUUCAUAUGAAACUAUGUAUUUCGACUUUGGGGGACGGGUAAACCGGUAAGCCAGGGGUUUUCGUGCACAUGUUACACAUUGUCGCCGAUAUUUUGUGUCAUUAUUUAUCAGCUAUUAACACCAUUUUUUCCCGUCACACGUUAAUUUUCGUAAUGUUUAUGAUUGUUACAUAGCUUUUAUUCCAGUUUAUGAGUAGU
Messenger RNA from Schistosoma haematobium, 6281 nucleotides. It is a transcript of the gene MFSD6, whose product is annotated as Major facilitator super domain-containing protein 6. Gene Ontology annotation, molecular function: transmembrane transporter activity. Bases 2790 to 4979 code for a protein of 729 amino acids. The record is from RefSeq and is a predicted model, not a curated record. The transcript is spliced from 8 exons. Gene Ontology annotation, cellular component: membrane. NCBI's taxonomy places the organism in Eukaryota, Metazoa, Platyhelminthes, Trematoda, Strigeidida, Schistosomatidae.